UCGAAACACUUAUUGUCGAAAUGGGAUCUUCCCGGAAACCGACGUCUAAGCCAACGACCCCUCCACCCCGGCCACGUCGAGGCACAGGCGGCCGCGUCAAGAAGUCUAGUCGAGGUUCGAUCGAGACUCCAAAGACGACUGUAUACUCUCAUCACUUGCCAUCUAGAGAGCAGAAGAAAGGAAAUGGCAGAAUGGUGGGACGUAAUCUGAUCAUCUGGAGCCGUACGUACCCUGUGCUGUGACUGAACAGAAGACUAACACACCUCACAGGUCCCAGAAUGGCAGAUAAGCUGUUGCAGCACAUCAUGUACGAGUGUGCCAGACACAAGAUCAAUAUCCCCUGGGAUGCUAUUGCCCAUCGCUUCCAUCCUGGCUCCUCGGGAACUGCUAUUGUGCAGCAUCUGAACCGUACCCGCAGGGAGUUGAUUGCAGAGGGUCAUCUAGUUCCUCCCAUGACGCAUGGUGCUGAAGCAACCCAAGACCUCAACAUUCGAGGGUUCAUUCGAAGAGACACCAGCGGUAGUGAUAGUGAGACCACACGUCCCGUUGAGUUUGGAGAAAAGGUCGAGGAUCUGCGUGUCAGUUUGCCCACCGGUUUCGGCAGUGAUGAAGAUGCAGAAGCAUCAACGCAGCCGACUACUCCUGAGAAAACAGAACGGUUUGAAGGUGAACCUUGCCGAAAUAUGUGGUCUUAUUCCUCCAUGGGUAUGAACUACUGCGCUACUCCAGAAGAACAGCGUAUGGCACUACAUCAAUCAUUCAACUCAGCCGAUAUGGAAUCACCGUCCAUGGAUUCAUAUCUUACUAGUCCAUCGAUGAUGAGACAACUCCAACUACACGGUCAACGACAUGUUGCACCUCGGUCAGUCCCUGGCUACAUCGGUUUUCAAGAUGCUGCCGCCUCAUUUUCCCCCUCCCACGCCUUCCUACAGGAUCAGUUUGCGGGCAGCAACGAUCCUUUUUUCAGCUUUCAAGUGGAAGAGUGCAGUCCCACUGACACGAGUGACGGCGUGGAAAACUCGGUUGCCAACCACGGCGAGCUACUAACAGUGCAUGCUGUGGCUACUGACAGCAGCAGUGGCUCGCCUCCCAACAUCAAGGGAGAGUCAUCUCCCGAGAUGGGCAAGGUGGCAAUCGACGAAACCACGCCAGCAAUGGCCGAUUUCUUGAACGAAUCCUCCUUGUUGUUCUUUUGAGGUGGACAAGUGCUCAGUGGUUUCUGUUUGUAUAAAAAAGCUUAUUUGCUAGUUAAAUUUGCUUCGCUUUUGGUCAGUGGAAUGGAGUUAUAGGAAGAGUAAGCCCGAGGGUUAGUUUUUUUUAAGUUGUACAAAUAAAUUUGCUUUCUGUAUUUCUCCAUGUCUCAUCAUCAAAGUGAGCGCUAAACCGUGGUCCGGCCUGCGAAAUGCAGUGUUCUGUUAGUUUCAGCAGGGUGGAAGGCAGCUUUGUCAGUAGUCAUUGGUCAUAGCAGCAUCGAGUUAGUUUUGAAAUUAUUUACCCUCUCAGAUCAGUCAUCCCCGUGUACCGAGAUGACUGCGAAUCCUCCUUGUGAGGUAACACCAAGCCAGUUGUCGACUCGCACAGCCCAACUUUGUUGUGGUUCGCACCGACGCUGAAGAGUAGAACACGACCAAUAAGCCAAUAUAAAUAUCUCAGAAAAUACCGCGAAUCGAAAGAACAUCCUAGAGCCUAGAUCCUUUUUUUAAUAUCAGCACAGUCAAGAAUGUGGCUCGGAGAACAUUGAUUUCUUAAGCCUUAGUCAGCAGCUGUAAACGCCU
Molecule: messenger RNA, 1775 nt
Organism: [Torrubiella] hemipterigena
Lineage: Eukaryota; Fungi; Ascomycota; Sordariomycetes; Hypocreales; Clavicipitaceae
Source: the annotation of a GenBank genome assembly